UCCAGUGCUCCACGAUCAGUGAGCAAAAAUGUUAUAUCCAUUGUAAAAGGUAGGAAACCAUGAAAUCUAUAAAGCCGAUUUGGCAGAAGAAGCGGUUGUUGGUGCCAAGAUUUGGUUACUGACCCACAGUUUCCUGUUUUUAAAGAUAUUAAUUGAUUCGCAAAGAGCAUCUUUUGGAAAACAAGAACUCAGACAGACUGGCACAGGCUGGAGCUCCGCCAAGACUGCUCGGGAAGGUUGCCAUGCUGGGAGCGAGCGAGCGAGAGAGAGAGCGAGCGAGAGAGCCGAGGAAAGAAAAAAAGGCAAGACUUGGCACGGCUCAGUCAAAUCAGCUUCUUUUGUCUGCUUUCUCGGCUUGAGCUUCAGGAAAGAAAACCGUCCUGGGGUACAGAAAAACUCAGAACUUUUUUGGUUUUCAAACUUAGAUAGCUUUUUAAGUCUCUUGGGCUGUUUGAAAGUGGUGGUACAUUAAAUGACGUUCAGUUACCAGUGAUAAGAGAAAUAAAAGACUUCUUUAAUGAAGCCUUCACAAUGUCAGUUUAUACAUAUGGGAAAUACGAUAUUUGAUUUUUUUUGUAUGUCUGGUUAAACUGUAAGGGAGCCGAGUAACUUGGAGGAUUACAGAGGGAAUACCUAAAUAAAUGGGAGAAUUUUCAUUUUUGGCAACAACAAAAAAGUUUUCAUCGACACGAAUGUGCUUUAAAACCAAAUGUGACCUCCUUCGGAAUACGUUCAGAACGGGAACUUCAGCGUUUCUCUCAUAUAUGCUACAGAUACGAACUUUUAAUGGAACCUCCUUAAAGAUUUCAUCUGACCCAGCAACGAAGUAAGAGUAGAGAGAAAGUUGUGGCAUCUUAAUAUCAAAGUAAGUAUGUUCUUAAAGCAACAAUAUUUAUUUUUCCUGCUUCCUGCUGUCCUAACUCCAUCUCCCAGCUAUUAGUGACAACACUGGAGACCAGCAGGGCAAGCCGAAGACACCCAGGCUACGCCUGAAGGGCAAAAAAAAAAGAAACGAGAGUGUGGUUAUUUUCCUACUGCUCUAAAAGGUUCCUUCCAGUGCAUAUUACUAUAGAGCAUGUGAAAUUGCUGAAUUUUCUACUUUUGGAGAAAGUAAGAGAUGGAAAAAUAUUGACUUCUGCCAAGUGAGGAAUGUUUGAAGACGACAGAGCUGGAUUUGAACUGAUGACACUGGAUAUAGAAACUUCAGUUUGUAGUCACAGUACCUGUUUGCUGUAAAUUGUGAAAAAAAUCUGCUCUUUUCUCAUACGUGGAUUAAAAAAAAAAAAAUCUGUGACGACUGAAGCGUGGAUGUCUUAUCAUUUCAAUAAAAUUAAGGACCUAAAAAUCCAUUGUUUGUUUUCUCCAAGUGUGCCUGGAUUUUCAGUGAGACAGGUACCUUAUUUCUAAUUUCCUAGGAACAAAUACUAGCACACUGCCUAUUAGGCCUGGAUGUGGUCGGAUUAUACUACUUCUGCUGUGACAAUCAGCAUUAUUAUUUCAGAGAGUAACUGUAAAGCAUAAAUUUGUAUGGAUCGUCUUCACUUAUAAUAAACAUCAUGUCAAUGGAAACAGAAUGGUAGAACCUUUCCCAGAGGGAACACAGAUGGCUGUAUUUGGUAUGGGCUGUUUCUGGGGAGCUGAGAGGAAGUUUUGGAGGCAGAAGGGAGUCUACUCCACUCAAGUGGGUUACGCAGGAGGGCAUACUCCAAAUCCUACCUAUAAAGAGGUCUGUUCAGGUAAAACUGGCCACACAGAGGCUGUACGAGUAGUAUAUCAGCCAGAAAACAUCAGCUUUGAGAAACUGCUCAAGGUCUUCUGGGAGAAUCAUGACCCGACACAAGGAAUGCGACAGGGGAAUGACGUUGGCACACAGUAUCGCUCUGCCAUCUACACCUUUUCUGAGGAACAGAUGGAAGCUGCCUUGAGAUCUAAGGAAGAAUAUCAAAAGGUAUUGACGGAGGGUGGUUUUGGUACCAUCACAACAGAAAUCCGGGAGGCUCCGGAGUUUUAUUACGCUGAAGAUUACCAUCAGCAGUACCUCAGUAAGAACCCCGGCGGAUACUGCGGCCUCGGGGGAACGGGGCUUUCCUGCCCUAUCGGGAUCAAGAAAUAGCCUGUGCUUACUCCACUGUGGUUUAGGGAGUUGUUUGAAAACAACCCUGAUAGGUGUUACCGGACGCCCGUAGCAUCAGAUUUGGGAACCUCGGGGCAGCUUUCUGUAAUCUGGGGGUUUUCCCUUUCAUCGACAGUAAAAGCCAAAGUAGAGGCAGAAAUCACACUGUUGGCAAAUGCUUCUUGCUCUGUGCAGAUCAUAGGGAUUCGUUGCAAUCUUGUAAUCUGGAGAGAAAAUCAACUUAUAAAAGUUUGGCUUGAAAUGUUGUUAAAGGGAUGAAUUGCAGGGGGGUGGCACCUGCUAACCGCUUUGCGUAGCUAAUGCCUACAGACGUAGAUAUUUUCUUGGGUUAAGGAAUUUGUGUAUGUUAUCAGCACUUUGACUUCUGGAGACGUGGUUGGGCUCAUCUUAACUAUCACAACCCUGUAAUUUGAGGGUUGUCUUUGAGACUGGUAAAUGUAUAAGAUCAGUAAUUCUCCCACAAUUCCACUUUCACGGCAGCAUGUAGUAUCACCUAUAGUGCCUAUUUUCUGAUGGAAUUUUACUAAGAAAAAGUAAAAUUCUAUCAGGAUUCUUCUUCCUGACAGUUCCAAAUAGUGUUUAAGCACAAAAGUAAAUAAAUUUUGUUUCCUGCACUACAAUAAAUUGCAAGAAAAAAAAAUAAAUGUUGUC
Calidris pugnax (ruff) is the source of this 2785-nucleotide messenger RNA. RefSeq names its product methionine sulfoxide reductase A (gene MSRA). Lineage: Eukaryota; Metazoa; Chordata; Aves; Charadriiformes; Scolopacidae. The record is from RefSeq and is a predicted model, not a curated record. Gene Ontology annotation, biological process: cellular response to oxidative stress. The transcript has 6 exons. Gene Ontology annotation, molecular function: peptide-methionine (S)-S-oxide reductase activity. The coding region runs from base 1574 to 2113 and encodes 179 amino acids. Gene Ontology annotation, cellular component: cytoplasm.